This is a messenger RNA of Ramularia collo-cygni, 2142 nucleotides long. RefSeq lists its product as uncharacterized. The record is from RefSeq and is a predicted model, not a curated record. The transcript has 6 exons. Bases 1 to 2142 code for a protein of 713 amino acids. Lineage: Eukaryota; Fungi; Ascomycota; Dothideomycetes; Mycosphaerellales; Mycosphaerellaceae. Gene Ontology annotation, biological process: positive regulation of transcription by RNA polymerase II. Gene Ontology annotation, molecular function: zinc ion binding; DNA-binding transcription factor activity, RNA polymerase II-specific; transcription cis-regulatory region binding. Gene Ontology annotation, cellular component: nucleus.
AUGGAUGGCCAAUACCCGUCGCGCAUGCCGCCGUUGGGUGCCUUUUAUACUAGCGGCUACCCUCCAAUGAUGCCCCCACCAGAGCCACUCCAACAGGCGGGACUCCACCAGAUGCAAACGAUGCCGAUGGAGAAUCUGGGGAGCUAUGCACAAUACGAGCACCCGAACCGCAGCAAAAACAACAACAACAACAACAACAACAACAACCUCCCAGCGUCGGCGCCUCAACGAUCCCGGCGGAGACAACCGUCCGGUUCGGAGCACGUCAAGCAUCGACGGACAAGAAGUGGAUGCUACACCUGCCGGCAACGUAGAGUCAAGUGCGAUGAGACACAUCCAAUCUGCGAGCGAUGUCGAAAAGGUAAACGAGAAUGCGCCUACCCUGGUGUCUCGUCUUCGCCGAAGCCGUCCAGGAGCGGUGGUAGAACGAGGGGAUCACCGGAUGGCUCCAGUCCAUCGUGUAGUGAUCUGGACGUCGACGAUGAUGAACCUCUAUCGGCCUUGCCAGAGGAUGAUGACGGUGCAGCCAUGGAUGAGCCACGCUCCGCCACCACAUCCCGUCACAGACGAUCCAUCCCAGCAGUGCGUGGGAGUCCUCCGCAGGGCGACGUGGCCCCUUCUGCAACACGAAGCAGGCGAGAAGGUGGAGAGGAGCCGUCGAAACUGGGCGGCAAGCUUGAUCUCACAAAAAGUGCUCGAUGGAGCUCGUUGCCAAAGGAUGUCAAGUACUAUCUGAAGCAUCACCGUGACAGCUUGACCCAUCACCAUUACGGCUUCAAGUACGAUGGCGGAGACUUCCUCAAGACGACCUUCUUGGAAAUCGCUCUCAAUGAUAGCAGCUCGGCGCUACUUUACGCAAUCGUUGCGWUUGCAGCAUAUCACCAUGCCAUUGCUCGAAACAACAAGAGGAUCUCAGAGUUCCUAUCCUAUUACAACAAGUCCAUCGCGUGUCUGCAGCACUCGCUGAAAAGUAAGAGACACAAUGUCGCAACACUUCUCACGAUCCUUCAGCUCGCAACGAUCGAGGAGUUCCUCGGCGAUUGGGUCAAUCUACUGGGCCAUCAAAAGGCAGCGCACCAGCUCAUCGCGGACCUUUUCACCCCGCAAACGAUCAUGCAGGAUGAAACCCGCCGCAAGAUCAUCAGCUGGUAUCUACGGUUUGACUUGUUCGUUGGAAUGAUGUCAGGCGGGGAAGUGACCAUGGACCGCGAAUGGUUCUCGGCUUCCGCCGAGUUCUACCAACGUCAGACGAGGGACAAACCCAACGAUUUGGGAGCCAGAUUUGAGGAAUACUUUGCGACAUCCCGCUUGCUGGCGACCGACGUAGCGCUCCUCUUCGCCAGCAGAGCAAAGAACACCACCAGCGACGAAAGCUUCGCGAGCAGUGUCGAAAUUCUGUCCAGACGGUUUGGAGAGUUUGGCCGCACGAUYGAGAGCGCUUUGACUGAUCCAGCUUGCUUUGUCAAGUCAUUUCCGAGAGCACCGCCGCGGAACGAAAACGAUCUGUUCGACUAUCAGGACCCUCAAUUCCUGUACGGUGGGGAGGCCGCUACCAUGAACUUCGUCUUGAUAGACCAUUGGGCUAUUGAGCUGAUGUUCAAGUUUCAGCUCAGCCUGGCCAUGGGACAGCCAACGUCACCUGAAUUCGCUGAGAUUGCUAUGAGGAAGUGCAAAAUGUUCGAGGCCAUUCAAUAUGGGGAACAGUCACCGGCCGMGAUGCUGGGUUGUCAAGCAAGUCUUGGCAUAGCGUGUCUCUUUCUGCCUAAAGAGGAGCGCUACACACAGUGGGCCCGACGCAAAUUCGCGUCCAUCGAGCAGCUUGGAUACAUCUAUCCUGCCGCACUUCGAACACGCAUGUCUGAGCUGUGGGGAGAGGAUGUUAACGACUGGUGGCUUCCCAACAGUGAAGGUUACCCAAGUACUGUCAAGACCAUACGAGACUUCAUCGAGUAUAGAGCAGCGAAGCCGACCGAUGACUGGAGCACGGGCGUUCGCGAGAUGAGCGGUAURUUCCGGAAGCUCGAAGUCGACGAGCACGGACUCCCCGAGGCAUUGAGAAGUCCAUUGAGCGGCUCAAUCGACAGCAAUUCCAAUCCUUGGGAGCAUGAGAGCAGUCCAGAUUCGCAACUACCAUUGACUUGA